AUGUCUGCGAUACAUAUAAAUCUGAUUCUGCUCACUGCCUUUGUUUAUGAAGGAGACGUACUGUGUGGAAAUGAGUCGAACGGAACUAUACACUUAGGUGUUCUACAAGAAUGGUUUGGCAUCAAUUGGUGGACCUCUCGUGCUUUUUCCCUUCUUAUUGUUGCCCUCUUCAUAAUGCUUCCACUCCUUAUGUUACGACGUGUUGAUUCACUAAGGUAUAGUUCUGCAAUAUCGAUCGUACUAGCAUUGGUCUUUAUUGCAAUAUGCUCUUCAAUGGCGUUCAGUGCAUUGUUGUCAGGCAAAACUCAAUCACUAAGGCUAGUGCCUGAUUUCUCUAAAGUCACUAUCCUUGAUCUUUUCACCACUGUCCCAAUCUUUGUCACAGUUCAUCCAAUUAGAGCAGAGAUUGGAAAAGUUACAGACAUGGGUAUGGCUGUGCGGAUUUCCCUACUAAUCUGCAUGCUUGUUUACUUUUCGAUUGGCUUCUUUGCGUACCUAUUGUUUGGAGAUUCCAUCAUGCCCGAUGUGCUAGUAAACUUUGACCGAAACUCCAAUACCCAUGUUGGUCGAUUGCUGAAUGAUGUUGUUAGAAUAAGCUACGCACUCCAUCUUGCACUUGUGUUCCCCAUCAUGAACUAUUCCUUGAGGGUCAACAUAGAUGAACUGAUUUUCUCAAACAAAAAUAAGCGUCCCUUGGCUUCAGACACCCCAAGAUUUGUGUCACUCACUUUGUCUUUGCUAGCCCUCACAUACUUGGUGGCUGUGGCCAUCCCAAACAUUUGGAAGUAA
Messenger RNA from Sphenostylis stenocarpa, 789 nucleotides. NCBI's taxonomy places the organism in Eukaryota, Viridiplantae, Streptophyta, Magnoliopsida, Fabales, Fabaceae. The record is from the annotation of a GenBank genome assembly.